CCAGCAGCACUUCACAGCAGAAGAAGAAGAAGAAGAAGAAGACGGCGAAAGAGCAGCAUCUUGACUUUCUGGUGAUGGAGAGCAUGCGAGCGGUCUUCUUCCUGUCCGUCUGUCUGUCCACGCUGGCGUCUCUCUGUGAGGGUCAAAGGUCGGCUGACGCUCAGGUUCCGGCCGCGCCCGACGAGCCCAUCCUGAGGCUGACGAACGUGGACCUGGCGGAGGCGCUGCAGGCUUUCAUGGACGAGGCUGAAAGCAGAGUCGGCCUGUCGGUGGAAAAGAAGGCCAGCGUCAUCCCACGGUGUGACGUCGGCGAGCGCUGCGCGAUGAAACACGGGCCCCGAAUCGGCCGACUGUGCGACUGUCUGCGAGGGACGGCGUGCAACACCUUCUUCCUGCGCUGCUACUGAAGGCUAGCGAAUGUUCCGUCAGCACGUCCUGAAUAAAAACAUAUUGUUACACUUUGACCCCUGUUUGACCUCAUGUGUGUCUCACGCCAGGCGCCCCUCGCUGUCUUUUGUCAAAUAAACAUUGUUCCUGACUUUCACUUUCACUGUAAGACAUCAAAUCACUCAUGCGUUCAAUAAACA
Messenger RNA from Dunckerocampus dactyliophorus (ringed pipefish), 587 nucleotides. It is a transcript of the gene cart4, whose product is annotated as cocaine- and amphetamine-regulated transcript 4. The coding region runs from base 75 to 407 and encodes 110 amino acids. Gene Ontology annotation, molecular function: neuropeptide hormone activity. The transcript is spliced from 4 exons. The record is from RefSeq and is a predicted model, not a curated record. Gene Ontology annotation, biological process: G protein-coupled receptor signaling pathway; adult feeding behavior; positive regulation of MAPK cascade. Lineage: Eukaryota; Metazoa; Chordata; Actinopteri; Syngnathiformes; Syngnathidae.